Messenger RNA from Thelazia callipaeda (thelaziosis nematode), 1623 nucleotides. NCBI's taxonomy places the organism in Eukaryota, Metazoa, Nematoda, Chromadorea, Rhabditida, Thelaziidae. The record is from the annotation of a GenBank genome assembly.
AUGCCAUCAAUUACGCUAAAUAUACUCCUCGAAAGUACACGAGUCCUAGCUGGAGAGGAAAUGUACGCCAGGAUUUUGCUCGAUUCUACUCAGUCAGAAGCAAUUGUGACGGAAUUUUACACCAAAAUAGAGGGAUGUGGCAGGACUGGCUGGGUGAACAUUCACACUGAUAAGAUUUAUGAAAAUGAAGAAACUUACCUAAAGACGCAUAUUCCACUCUUAGAAACUGGUACCAUUUUACCAAUGGGAAGGCAUCAGUUUCCAUUAAGAAUUAUGGUACCCAAAGAUUCACCAAGUAGUUAUGAAAGUGAAUUUGGCAGUAUUCGAUAUACUAUUCAAGUUGUACUCAAAACGAAUUCUGAACAGUCAUCUUGCACGGAAACUUUCCCUUUUACGGUAAUAUCGCGAUCGUUUUUCGACGACUUUCCAGAACAUAUAAUGAGGAGGAUAGAAUACAAAGAUGACGUCGACUUCACUUGCUGCACGUUACCGUUCGGAGUGGUUUUGCUCAAAAUCAUGAUUCCAAGAAGUAUAUUUCAAUUGGGUGAGAUGUCAAGGAAAGUGGUGGCAAAGUCUUACAGUAGUUCUGAUGAUAACAGCGAAGAUUUAGUGACUGGAAUUUCGAAUCCCGAGGAAAGCCCAAAUUCAGAUCGAAGUUUAGACAAAUCACCUGAUAAAGAUCAUCUUAUCGUGCAACCAUUUUUUUUCAACGACGAUAUUAUUGGUCAGAAGUACGUGGAAUCUGCAAGACUGCCAGGAGCAAGACGUGUCCGUGGUACACAAAUUGUGUGGGAAGGAACACAAAAUGUUCUUGAAUUGCCAAUUCUCGGACAUUUUAGAACAUAUGAAAAACGAACCGAUCGUGCACGUCCAAAUCCUUGGCGUCGACAUGGAGCAUUAAUGAAGAUUUAUGAAAUUGGCGGAUGGAUCUCAAAGAUGGAAAAGCAACAAAUAAGUCGCCGAAAUCGUAAAUAUUUUUACGUUAAAGCCGGUAGCAAGCCGUGCAAUGCCCCUUCCCGACCACCGAUAAGUAUUCGCGAAAGCAAAUUCUUGCCAGCGUCAUCAAUAAGCAUUUUACCAACAACAACUCGAAGUGUCGAUGAACUAGCGUACGUGGCUGCAGUGCACAUUCAAGAAGCCAUUCAGAAUGCUUUAUCGGUGCUCUUAAAUUCGCAGCAAAUUCGAACUACUACACUCCGUAACAAAGCAGAUGAUGUCGGUGAAGGUGGUAGUUGUUCAUCCAUGAAAAUGACAUCAUUUGCAAGAAGCUUGCAGACGUUGCAGUGCUGUGUCAAAAUUAAAAAUCGGACAAGGAAAACGUUAAAAGCUUGCUCAUUGUUGAUCGUUCUGAAAACUAUAUAUGAAGCCGUAAGCAGAUAUGAGCAUAUCAAGGAAAAGAAACUUUCAGAACAAGUCAUUGGGAGUUCUGGAUUAGGGAGUGUAAAAUUUCGCAGUCAAAGUAAGUUUCUCGAUUGUUACCUCAAAAUUCCUGAGAAUUAUCCACCAACUCAAAUAUAUAAUCGCAAUUCCUUCGAAUCACAUAUUAUUGCCAUAAGUUACGCUCUCAAAUUCACUGCUUUCCCAGGUUUAAUUUGCAUUCGUACCAAAGCAAAUUUGAAAUGA